Cavia porcellus (domestic guinea pig) is the source of this 3372-nucleotide messenger RNA. It is a transcript of the gene Tmc2, whose product is annotated as transmembrane channel like 2. Lineage: Eukaryota; Metazoa; Chordata; Mammalia; Rodentia; Caviidae. Gene Ontology annotation, molecular function: voltage-gated calcium channel activity; mechanosensitive monoatomic ion channel activity. Gene Ontology annotation, biological process: vestibular reflex; detection of mechanical stimulus involved in sensory perception of sound. The transcript is spliced from 19 exons. The record is from RefSeq and is a predicted model, not a curated record. The coding region runs from base 1 to 2670 and encodes 889 amino acids. Gene Ontology annotation, cellular component: plasma membrane.
AUGAGCCCUCCACCAAAGGGUCUGGAGGAGGAAGGUGACAGGUCAGGAAGGAGACCCUCGAGCAAGCAGGCUCCCAAAGCUGAAGGUCCAGCAGGCCGGCGUGGAGCCCAGCCUGGCCAGCAGGAGCGGGACCCCGGCAGGCCAAGGCCCGGGUCCCCCCGGAGAAAGCAGACAGAAUGCAGGAACCGACUCGAGGAGCUGCAGAGACAGGAGCAGAGCCGUGCUUCAGGGACUGGCAAGGCCAGGAGGGAGAGAGACGGGAGGGCUUCCCUCAAGAAGCAGAGAGAACCCCCAAAGAAGGACAAAGAGGUUCUGGGGAAGGAAGAGACAAGGAAGCAGCUGAAGAAACCCAGGUCAUCGUCAUCCUUGGCCUCCAGUACCUCUGCAGGGGAGUCCAUGUCUGAGGAGGAGCUGGCCCAGAUCCUAGAGCAGGUGGAAGAAAAAAAGAAGCUCAUCAACACCGUGCGGAACAAGCCCUGGCCCAUGGCCAAGAAGCUGACUGAGCUCAGGGAGGCCCAGGCAUUUGUGGAGAAGUACGAAGGAGCCCUAGGAAAGGGGAAAGGCAAGCGGCUCUAUGCCUACAGGAUGCUGAUGGCUAAGAAAUGGGUCAAGUUUAAGAGAGAUUUCGAUAAUUUUAAGACUCAGUGUAUUCCCUGGGAAAUGAAGAUCAAAGACAUUGAAAGUCACUUUGGUUCUUCAGUGGCAUCAUACUUCAUCUUUCUACGAUGGAUGUAUGGAGUUAACUUGGUUCUUUUUGGCUUAAUAUUUGGUCUAGUCAUAAUUCCAGAGGUGCUGAUGGGUGUGCCCUAUGGAAGCAUUCCCAGAAAGACUGUACCUCGGGCUGAGGAAGAAAAAGCCAUGGACUUUUCUGUGCUUUGGGAUUUUGAGGGCUACAUCAAGUAUUCCGCUCUCUUCUAUGGCUACUACAACAACCAGAGGACCAUUGGGUGGCUGAGGUACAGGCUGCCCAUGGCUUACUUUAUGGUGGGGGUCAGCGUGUUUGGCUACAGCCUGAUGAUUGUCAUUAGAUCGAUGGCCAGCAAUACCCAGGGGAGCACAAGUGAGGGUGAGAGUGAUAACUUCACGUUCAGCUUCAAGAUGUUCACCAGCUGGGACUACUUGAUUGGGAAUUCAGAAACAGCGGACAACAAAUACGUCUCCAUCACCACCAGUUUCAAGGAAUCCAUAGUGGAUGAACAAGAGAGUAACAAAGAAGAAAACAUUCACCUGACGAGAUUUCUUCGUGUCCUGGCCAACUUUCUCAUCAUCUGCUGCUUGUGCGGAAGUGGGUACCUCAUUUACUUCGUGGUGAAGAGGUCCCAGGAGUUUUCCAAAAUGCAGAAUGUCACCUGGUACGAAAGGAAUGAGGUAGAGAUUGUGAUGUCUCUGCUUGGGAUGUUUUGUCCCCCGCUGUUUGAAACCAUCGCUGCAUUGGAGAAUUACCACCCUCGUAUUGGCCUGAAGUGGCAGCUGGGGCGCAUCUUUGCCCUCUUCCUGGGGAACCUCUACACAUUUCUCUUGGCUCUGAUGGAUGAUGUCCACCUCAAGCUUUCUAAUGAAGCAAAAAUAAAGAACAUUACUCACUGGACCCUGUUUAACUAUUACAAUUCCUCAGGCUGGAAUGCGAGUGUCCCGCGGCCUCCCCUGCAUCCUGCAGACGUGCCCCGGGGUUCUUGCUGGGAGACUGCUGUGGGAAUUGAAUUCAUGAGGCUGACUGUGUCUGACAUGCUGGUAACAUAUAUCACCAUCCUGCUGGGGGACUUCGUACGGGCUUGCUUUGUCCGGUUCAUGAAUUACUGCUGGUGCUGGGAUCUGGAGGCUGGAUUUCCCUCAUAUGCAGAGUUUGACAUCAGCGGAAAUGUGCUGGGUUUGAUCUUCAACCAAGGCAUGAUCUGGAUGGGCUCCUUUUAUGCUCCAGGACUGGUGGGCAUUAAUGUCCUGCGCCUGCUGACCUCCAUGUACUUCCAGUGCUGGGCAGUGAUGAGCAGCAACGUCCCCCACGAACGUGUGUUCAAAGCCUCCAGAUCCGACAACUUCUACAUGGGCCUGCUGCUGCUGGUGCUCUUCCUCAGCCUCCUGCCGGUGGCCUACACCAUCAUGUCCCUGCCGCCCUCCUUUGACUGCGGCCCGUUCAGUGGGAAAAACAGAAUGUAUGACGUCCUCCAAGAAACCAUUGAAAAUGAUUUCCCGACCUUCCUGGGCAAGAUCUUUGCUUUCCUUGCCAAUCCAGGCCUGAUCAUCCCAGCCAUCCUACUGAUGUUCCUGGCAAUCUACUACCUGAACUCGGUUUCCAAAAGUCUUUCCAGAGCCAAUGCCCAGCUGAGGAAGAAAAUUCAAGCACUCCGUGAAGUUGAGAAGAACCACAAAUCUAUCAAAAACAGAGCCACAGAUUCAGGGGAGACACCUAAAAGCAGCUCCAACAGUGCCACCCAGCUGCAAAUCACCAAGGCAGAACCCACCUCUCAUUCUGCUGGCCAAACCCAAACCCUGGACAAGAAGGCACAGGAUCCUGGGACCUCUGGUCCUGCCAGUGGGAUGCGGCUACCUGCCUCCCAGCUCCCCCCUGGAUCUCAGCCUCUGGAAGUCAGACCUGAUUCCAGCAAACCCCAGGUUCAGACUCAUCCCUGGAGGUCAGCCCCUGGAAAGAGUACUCAGAGGCCCCCCCACUGACAGCUGGACUCAGAGGAGCCAUAAUCCAGGGUCUGAUUCUUGGUCCCUGCCGUUUCACAUAUUCCCAGACUGGUGUCCUUUUUCGGAUCACGCACACAUGCAUAUUCUCUCUCAUUUAAUGGUGGAACUGUGCUUACUUCCUGUCAGGCUUUUGCUGGCAAUCAAGAGGACAGUGUUUUGGAGACCUGGAGCCUUCCCUGGACUGUCCUCAGUAUCUUGAUUUGGGGACCACUGGACCUCACACGCUAGUGACUUCCCUGGGCUCGAGGCUUAGGGAGGAGGGAUGGGGCCAUAACCACCCUCAUAGAGGUUUUUCAUGAUGCAUAUAUUAGGAUUCAGAUUUCUGCAGCUCUAUUAACUUGAAGGAAGAUGCAGAAGGAUCUACAUUUCUGACCACCAACUCUAACAAAAAAAGGUAAAGUGGCUUACACAAAAAGUCCAAGAAGAAAAUGAAAAUAAAGGUAAAUGAUCCAGAGUUCAGUCACAGUAAGAAGACUGGAAAUAACCCUAGCACCUAGCCUGAAGAAACCUGGUUCCAAUUAAACACACAAAAAAUGCAAUGAAUGGUUUCUUUGGAAAAUUUUCACAGGGUACAAUACAGAGGCUUUCUCUGCUAAUACAUCAUGUUUCUACAAAGAAUGUCUCCUGAUAGGUAUUUUUUGUUUGUUUGUUUGUUUUUUUGUCUUUUUCAUUUUUAUCAGU